Molecule: messenger RNA, 2327 nt
Organism: Argiope bruennichi
Lineage: Eukaryota; Metazoa; Arthropoda; Arachnida; Araneae; Araneidae
Product: glutamate-gated chloride channel-like
Exons: 9
Coding region: 182-1402 (406 amino acids)
Biological process (GO): nervous system process; signal transduction; regulation of membrane potential
Cellular component (GO): synapse; neuron projection; membrane
Molecular function (GO): chloride channel activity; extracellular ligand-gated monoatomic ion channel activity; neurotransmitter receptor activity
Source: RefSeq, a predicted model, not a curated record
GCCUCCCAAGGCCGCUUGUGACACUCCCGUGAUUGCCCUAUUAGCGAGCAAGCUAAAAGGAUGGAAACAUUAAAAAGUGCAACAGUAUAAAAGGGAAAGGGGAUAGAAUAUCGGACGUCUGGACAGAGAUUGCUUAGAUAUUGACAAAGCCUUUCAUUUUGAAGAACUACUACUUUUUACUAUGAAAAGCCAACUUUUUGUGUGCUUAAUUGCUGCACUGCUUUCUCUAGCAGCAUCUGCUUCGAAAACGUUGCGCGGGGUCGAAGGUGAGCAAAUACAACGUUAUUUCGGAGAGCUCAAGAAGUCUGGCUAUGAUAAAAAUGUGAUGCCAGAAGGAAGUGGUGGAUAUGGAUCCCCUGUUCAGGUUCGUUGUGAAAUGUAUCUGAUUGAUAUAUCUGAAGUAAACGACUUACACAUGGACUUUAGAGCUAUGAUGUACUUUCGUCAGAUAUGGAAUGAUUCACGACUGGCUUAUCCGAAUCAGCCGAUUCGUUCCAUUGUCUUGAACGACCGGAACCUCAUCUGGACCCCUGAUUUGUUCUUCUUUCAAGAAAAAGAGGGCAUUCACCAUAGCCUGAUCUCUCCGAAUACCUUCAUUAGGAUUACCCGAGAUGGAGAAGUCCGAUACAGCGUCAGGGUCAGUAUGACUUUCAAGUGUCCGAUGGAUUUUACAAAAUAUCCUCAUGAUAUUCAGAAAUGUGACAUGCAAAUCGAAAGCUAUGGAUCAACACGAGAUCGAUUGGAUCUUUCGUGGCUGAAUCCAGUCGCAUUUGACAAGAACAUCAGCACUGUGAACUUUGCUUUGAAGGAUGUCCAGGAAAGUGUCAAUCAUCUGGUAUUGAAUUCUGGUCAAUACGCAAGCCUCCAGGUAUCGCUAGUUUUCAAGCGCAAAACCGGAUUUUUCAUGAUUCGACUGUACGCCCCCUUCUUGAUCCUGGUCGCCAUCUCGUGGCUGUGCUUCUGGAUUCCUGCCAAAAUGCUGUCCCUGAGACUGCCGCUGCUCCUUGUUGUCCUGUAUCUGAUGUUCCACAUAGGAUCCGAUAUCAACGGCAGGUCCCCGCCGGUCUCCUACACCAAAGGAAGUGACGUCUGGAUCGCCGUCUGUGAAUCUCUGGUCUUCGUCAGUUUUCUGGAAACCAUCAUCGUUCACAUGCUGUACAGAAGGAAAGGAAAGAGCAUGCGCAAGAAUGAUCCUGAAACGCAGAAUAUUCUGGAAAUGGACGAAAAAAUGAAUCAGGUGAACGGCGACUCUUCUAUCAGCCUCGUGGCAAGUCGCCUGAAGUGUGACGGCAAGGUCUACAAGCGAGUCGACAGGAUCUGUGCAUUCCUCUUCCCAAGCUUGUUUGUGAUUUUCAACUUUGUUUACGGAUUGAUGUACUGCUGCGGACGUCAGUCGAAGUGAAGAAUGAAAGAUCAAGCACAGCAUUUUUGCUCAAAGCUGUAAACAUUUAGUCUUAGACACUGAAACAGAACUGAAAGCAUAAAUUUUUAUGUUUAGGUAAUAAUUACUUUGCAGACACUUAAUUAGAAGUAUAAUAUGAGUAACAUUUGCCAGAAGUUGUUUUUUGGGUAAUUAAAUUUGUAAAUACUUCUAUACAGUAGCAUUUGACAUUUUUAAACAUCCGCUUUUCAGUUUUAAAUAAUGAUUCUUCUAUUAAAGUAUAAAUAUCAUUCAAAUUUUGCAUGAGUAUUAGCUACAAAACCAUAAGUACAGAUAAUUGUUUUUUCAAGUGCAAAAAUACAGCAGUUUUCAGAGAGAAAAAAAAAAUAUUUGUCUACGGAUAAUUAUUGUUUUCAUUCAUUCUUUUUUUUUUUUUUUUUUUACUGUUUCUAACGUGAAAUAAGAAUUCUAAAGUCGAAGUUAUAUCAAAAUAAUUAAAUUAGACAUUUUAAACCAUUUCGAAACUUCAUCACUUUGGCCGCACAGCCAUAUUUUCAACUGGACUAUUCAAAUAUGAUAUGUAUAAAAAUCGUUUGAAAAAAAUUAGUUCAGGAAAUAUUUUUAUAUUAAAAUAGUGCAUUUAACUGUCCAAUUACUAUUGAUAUUUUAUAAAAUUACCAACUAUACAAAAAUAAACAACUAUUAUAUGCCCUCUGUUACAAAACGACACAGAACAGAAGCUUUGAUUAGAUAUCUAGUUUUGUUUUUAUACAUGCGAUAUUUCAAUGAAUAAAUCUGAUAGUAGAAUAACAUUUCAAUAACUUAGGAGCUAGAUACAACUUUUAAAUGAAUAAUUUGUUUCAAACACAGUAUUGAGUAAUGCUUUUUUAUUUCUGUUAUAAUAACUUUGUAAGAAUCUUAACAAAAAAUAUUAAAGAAGACUCUU